AUGAAUAACCGUCGUCCUUCCGAGUCUACUUCACAAACGUCAUCAGGCGUUAAGCACCGCAACCAAUGGGAUAGUACAACUUACAGUAAUGGUCCAAAUGACAAUCGUUCGUUUACAAAACAACAAAACUGGGAAAUCAAUAGGAACAACCAAGUAGUUCAGAAGAGAAUUUAUGCAGCGAUGACGAAGCCUAGACGCCCCGUAUCAACAUUCAUAAAACCGGCAGGAAAAUCUAGUGCAGCUAACAAUCAAUCAUUGAAAGCCAAAGAAAUAUUAAAGGCCAACCAAAAGAUGGCGAUAAGAAUAAAAAAUGCCAAGUCCACAAUCGGCAAAUAA
Macrosiphum euphorbiae (potato aphid) is the source of this 336-nucleotide messenger RNA. NCBI's taxonomy places the organism in Eukaryota, Metazoa, Arthropoda, Insecta, Hemiptera, Aphididae. The record is from the annotation of a GenBank genome assembly.